AUGGGGCCGAAACGUACAUCUGGUGGCAGCGGUACCGUAUCGAAGACGGACACGGACCUAUUCAGUCUCCACGCUGGAUUGGAACGAUUAAUUUUUCGGCCUCGUCCGCCCGAGUUCAAUCCCAAUGACGACAUUGAGGAAUGGAUCGAGACCAUGGAUGAUUACUUAAGAUAUGAGGAGCCUGCUUGGGAACGCGUAGUCGACUACAUGGCUGACGUCUACGAUCUGGUCCAGAAGAGCUACCCAGGUGCCCCACCCGAGAGCCUGACGGUAGCCUUUGUUCUCAAGGGGCUACCAGCUGAGAUCGGCAAGCGGCACGCAUCUCCUCUGUCUCAGUCAAUAACAGACGUGGAGAGGGUUCUCUCAGCAGAUCCCGACCUGGGCGUUAACGCUCCGCCCCCCGCCUCAGAUCAAACCCGUCCAUCCCAACAGUGGCGUCCGAGGACGAACAGAUUCCAAGGGCCACGAAUCGGAGGAUCCGGUGGACAAUGGACGGGGAAACCUCGUGGCGGCGAAGGUUUUAAGAAGCCUCCAGUUGAUACGGGGGCUGGAUGCUCGUUAGUCAAUCCAAGACGAUUCCCGCCGAAGACGUUCCAGCCAUACCUGGUGGCGUCAUCAAUUAAUGUUAAGGCGGCGAACGGUACUGUUAUGCGUAGCAAGGGCUGUGUUGAUAUCGCACUCACUACUACCGGCAGUGUCUACCAGCAUACCUUAUAUCUAUGCCAGGAUAUGCCAUACGACGGUAUAUUGGGGUCGGACUUCCUCGAC
This is a messenger RNA of Mesocestoides corti, 768 nucleotides long. NCBI's taxonomy places the organism in Eukaryota, Metazoa, Platyhelminthes, Cestoda, Cyclophyllidea, Mesocestoididae. The record is from the annotation of a GenBank genome assembly.